Molecule: messenger RNA, 1066 nt
Organism: Gasterosteus aculeatus aculeatus (three-spined stickleback)
Lineage: Eukaryota; Metazoa; Chordata; Actinopteri; Perciformes; Gasterosteidae
Gene: lzic
Product: leucine zipper and CTNNBIP1 domain containing
Molecular function (GO): beta-catenin binding
Source: RefSeq, a predicted model, not a curated record
UCCACUAUCGUUAACUUAUAACGUGUUGGUGACUAAAGCUAAUGUUAGCUAGCUUCAAUUGCCAUUCAUUCAUAAAACGUUGGCAGAGUUAGCUUUCUCUCUAAACAGGCAACGCGAGCGAGCCGGUUGGUACAAGAUGCUCAAGCAGACGAAUCAAAGCGGCGCUCAGUCAACCAAGGACGUGUUUUCUACCGCAGAAGAGGAAGGUCGAUAUUAACGAAGCAUGGCGUCUCGAGGGAAAUCAGAAACUGGGAAAUUGAGGCAAAAUAUGGAAGGGCAGCUCGACAGACUGAUGCAGCAGCUUCAAGAUCUGGAGGAAUGCAGAGAGGAAAUGGACGACGAAGAGUAUGAAGAGACAAAAAAAGAAACCUUGGAACAGUUGAGUGAAUUCAACGACUCCCUGAAGAAGAUCAUGACAGGAGACAUGACACUUGUGGAUGAACUCAGUGGGAUGCAGCUGGCAACUCAGGCAGCCAUCAGCCAAGCUUUCAAAACGCCAGAGGUGAUCCGCCUUUUUGCUAAGAAGCAGCCGGGACAACUGAGAACCAGACUAGCAGAGAUGGACCGGGAUGUUAUAGUGGGAAAACUGUCGCGGGACGUGUACAUGCAGCAGAAAAUGGAAAUCCUCACAGCCUUGAGAAAACUUGGAGAGACGCUCACUUCAGAGGAUGAGACUUUUCUCACUGAAAAUGCUACAGCUACUCUGAGCCAGUUUGAAAAAGUGACGGCAAACUUGGGCUCUGAAGACAAGAUUCUGGCUUUAGCUUGCUCUGGUGUGAAAACCAAGGCAUAGCAAUCCUACAAAAUGUUAAUUUUAUGUCUUUAAAAUCUGUGUCAAUUUGUAAAUAAUCAGUGUAGCUGCAAACACGUUUUAACGAGUUUUCUUGUAUAGACCUCAGCUUUUGUAAAUGUCUUUUAUUUGUCCGGUGGCUUGUGAUUUGGGUAUUUGAAGACAUACAUGAAUGUAAAACAUUAAUUUACAUGUCUUCAUAUUCCAGUUCCAAAGAAAUGCUUUUAAAAAUUGUACUGUAUCUGUCUUAAAACCUAAACUAUUCAACAGUUAAAA